Alnus glutinosa is the source of this 2962-nucleotide messenger RNA. Its product is annotated as receptor-like protein kinase FERONIA. Gene Ontology annotation, molecular function: ATP binding; protein kinase activity. Lineage: Eukaryota; Viridiplantae; Streptophyta; Magnoliopsida; Fagales; Betulaceae. Gene Ontology annotation, biological process: protein phosphorylation. The transcript has a single exon. The record is from RefSeq and is a predicted model, not a curated record. Bases 29 to 2683 code for a protein of 884 amino acids.
UUCUUAGAGUCAGUGAUCUCUUGCUGCCAUGAGAAACCUCUCAAUGCUCACCCCUUUCUUCUACGUCUUCGUCUCAUUCUCCCUUCUUGCUCAUAUCUCUUCAGUCUCUACUUCUACACCCCCUUACGUCGCUGUUGAUGAUAUUACCCUCAACUGCGGCACUUCUAGCAACUCAACGGAUCAAUUCAGUAAGCGCGAGUGGAUGGGAGACAUACGCUCCAAAUUCACUCCAAUAGAAGAAGCUGAUCACAAAUCUAUUGCCUCUACACCCCACAGCUCCGUAAACACGGUCCCCUACUCGACUGCCCGUUUAUCUUAUUCCCAAUUCAUGUACGACUUUCAUCUCACCCCUGGCCCCAAAUUCGUUCGCUUCUACUUUUACCCGGUUUCUUACCCAGGUUUUGAAGGGUCUCGGGACUUUUUCACUGUCAAAGCCGGUUCGUUCACCUUACUUAAGAACUUCAGUGCUUCCAUCCUUGCUAAUUCCUUGAAAGAAGUAACACUUUCUAAGGAGUUCUGCAUCAACGUGGGAAAGGAUCAAAAGUUGAAUUUAACGUUCAUCCCAUUUCCAAGCACUUCUGGUAAGUCCUAUGUUUUUAUUAAUGGAAUUGAGAUUGUUUCCAUGCCAGACAAACUCUACUAUGGGGCAGAAGGUCCAAGCACGGUCCCUAAAUUAGUCGGUCAAGAUACUGGUUUCCCCAUAAAAGAAGAUAUGGCACUCGAGAAGGUUGUUCGAUUAAACGUAGGCGGGGGCUUCAUAUCGGCGGCGGCAGACACUGGGAUGUUUAGAGAAUGGUCCCAGCAGAAAGAUAGUUCUUGGUUGAGUGGAGGCGUAAACCCUCAUCAGGUAUCUUUCAUACCCAGAUACACAAAGAUAUCAAAUUACACUGCACCAGAUGAUAUCUAUCGGAGUGCACUGUCAAAGGGUCCAAACACAACCAAGAACCAGGGUUCUAAUUUGACUUUGAAAUUAUCCGUUGAUCCAGGAUUCCAUUAUUUGGUGAGGCUCCAUUUCUGCGAAAUAGUGUUCCCAAUUACAAAACCCAGCCAAAGGGUAUUCCAAAUCAAUAUAGACAAUAAGAUAGCCGAGGAAUGGGCUGAUGUAAUUCAAUGGACCCAAAGGAAUGAGACCCCUGUGUACAAGGACUAUGUAGUAUAUAUCCAAAACAAGCUUAAUCUCUUCAUUGCUCUACUACCUAGAUUAUCUCCCUACGGCAUCGCCGAUGUCAUUUUAAACGCCGUGGAAGUGUUCAAAUUGAGCGGCUAUGACAAAAACCUUGCAGGUCCCAAUCCUGAAAGUGUGCCCUCUCCACCGCCGGCUCAACAACCUGCUUCAACAGCCAGCGAGUCCGAGACAAAGAAAACAAAAAUCAUUGCCAUUGGGAGUGGUGUAGGCUUCUUGGUUGUGCUCACUCUAGUGUGUUGCAUGCUUCUCUGGAAAGUAAGGAAGACCAAGCGCUACGAUUCUUACUAUCCACUAUCCAAGUGCUGGUGCUGGCCCGAGCCAGACAAGGGAAAGUCAACAAGGACAAGAGCCUCGUCACUGCCCGAAGAACUAUGCCGCCACUUCUCAAUAGACGAAAUCAAAACAGCAACCCACAACUUCCAUGAAGCAUUAAUUGUUGGUGUCGGUGGCUUUGGCAGUGUGUAUAAGGGUUUCAUUGACGAUGGUACCAUGAUUGUGGCGGUCAAGCGCUUGAACCCGGAGUCAAAACAAGGUUUCCGUGAAUUCUGGACAGAAAUCGAGAUGCUCUCUCUGCUUCGCCACGUCCACCUUGUCUCUCUCAUUGGAUUCUGCGAUGAGGAGGGCGAGAUGAUCCUCGUCUACGACUACCUGAGCAACGGGACUCUCCGCCACCACCUCUAUGAAACUCAAGACGAUCCCCUUUCGUGGAAACAAAGGCUCAAGAUUUGUGUAGGGGCAGCGUCUGGCUUGAAUUACCUGCACACCGGCGUGAAGCAACCCAUUAUCCACCGUGACGUGAAAUCCAACAAUAUUCUGUUGGACGAAAAAUGGGUGGCCAAGGUUUCGGAUUUCGGGUUGUCCAAAACGGGUCAAGAUAACACAGCAGUCAGUACCAUGGUAAAGGGUACUUUGGGGUAUUUGGAUCCGGAUUAUGUACGGCGUCAACAACUAACAGAAAAAUCUGAUGUGUAUUCCUUUGGCGUGGUGUUGUUUGAAGUAUUAUGUGCGCGAAAAGCAUUGGAUCAAAAACUGGAGAUUGAGCAAUGCCACUUGGCCAACUGGGCCCGAAAAUGCAUUGAGAGAGGUACGAUUGGUGAAAUUAUUGAUUCGUAUCUGAAGGGCAAGAUUGCUCCCGAGUGUUUCAAGGUAUAUGUGGAGGUCGCAGAGAGUUGUGUACGUGAUCAGGUGAACCAACGGCCCGUGAUGAAAGAUGUGAUGGAAAAGCUCAGUUUUGCAUUGGACCUACAAGAGAACGCAGACGCUGCGAAGGAGAAAAUCAAUCCCGGUGGUGAGCAUAGCUACCCAAAGGUGGUAUUAUUCAGUGUUGUCAGUUCCACCUGUGUUUCUCAGAACAAAAAUAUUUACCGUGAACAAAUGUUAGAAACAGAUAGUGGGACCGGGUUCACCAUGACUAAUACUGAAUUGACCUGCCCAAGUCUUGAUUCUGCUAUCACUAGUCAAGAUGUCUUGACGGACACCACCAACUCUAAAGCUUAGGUUUCUUACAUGUUCUUCCGGCCAAAGUGUAUGGUAGUUCUUAUUUAAAGGUCUGAUUGGCUUGGAAAAAGUAAAAAAAUAAUAAAUAAAUAAUGAAGUGUUAUAGUAUCAUGAGUGCAUGUGAUUCAGGUCGUUUGCUAUAACGUUUGCUUUUUUAGGCUUUGUUGGAGUAUUGUAAGGAACUUUAUGUACUUGUAGUUGUAUGAACAAUGUAUAAUUUUAUUUUGUUUUUUGAGAAGAAAGUAAACUUUCCAAAUGUAUAAUUGGUUUAAAGCUUAA